Messenger RNA from Physella acuta, 4898 nucleotides. Its product is annotated as CD109 antigen. Lineage: Eukaryota; Metazoa; Mollusca; Gastropoda; Physidae. The record is from RefSeq and is a predicted model, not a curated record. Gene Ontology annotation, cellular component: extracellular region. Gene Ontology annotation, molecular function: endopeptidase inhibitor activity.
CGUGAAUAUAUUUUAUUAAAUUGUGGAUCACUUGAGUAGUUUGCCAGGUGUUGAUGAACCAGAUCACGACACAUUUAUCUCCCCUUUAUAAGUCUGUGGCGCUCUGUUUUCUUCCCAUUGCCAUAUCUUGUUCACGCUGUACAGGCAACAAGAUGCGGUUAUUACUUCUUCUCACGGUGGUUGUGACCGCCGUGUGUGCCCAAAACUCGUAUGUCGUCAUCGCCCCAUCCAAAAUCCGCUCCAACAUGGAUUUCUCCGUCAGCGUCAACAUUCUCAAGGCCACCGGUGACGUCACAGUUGUCGCCCAAGUUCUAAGGGGCACAACUGUCGUGGCCAGCGGCACUAAAGUGUUCCAAGCUGGCGCCCCAGGGACCAUCGACAUCAAGCUGCCCGCUGACCUACCCAACAGCGGCUACAUGCUGAAAGUCGUUGGCAGCGGUGGUUUGGUGUUUGACAAGUCUGAGAGUCUCAGCUACAACAGCAAAGAGGCUUCCUUGUUUAUACAGCUGAAUAAGGCCAUCUUUAAGCCUAGUGAUACAGUAAACUUCAGAGUUUUCGGCGUGUACUCCGACCUGAAAUCUUUCAACAGUCCUAUGGAUAUUUCCAUCUAUGAUGCCGGAUCCAACAAGAUCAAACAAUGGCUGAAGGUCACUCCAGAGAAAGGGGUCAUCACCCAGGAACUGACCCUCUCAUCCCAGCCGGUCCUUGGUGACUGGAAAAUCUCGGUGGAAGCUGGCAAUGUCAAAGAAGAAAAAGUUUUCACAGUUGCUGAAUACAUUCUUCCCAAGUUCGAGGUCGAGGUCGUCAUGCCCUCAUACGUAUUGACCACCGACACUGACGUCACAUUCACCGUUAAAUCAAAAUACACCUAUGGAAAGCCCGUCAAAGGUACCGCUGACGUCCAGGUGAAGCUGCUCUACAGCUCCAAUACCUACGACUACUCUCUCGCUCUACCUGUGACCUCCACACAAGUUCCGCUUGAUGGAGAAGCCAAGGUCACGGUGCCCAUGUCACAGGUCAAGGCCAUCAAUGCCCAGCUCAACGGACACAUCCUCAUCGUCUCGGCCAACGUGACCGAGUCUUUGACCGGAAACCAGAUGUCCAGUAACGGAACCGUCACCAUGUACGACAAAGGUGUGAAACUUGAGUACCCGGAGAACAAUCCCAAGACCUUCAAGCCUGGUCUACAGUACAUUGCUUAUCUCAAAGUCUCCCAGCCCGACGGUCUUCCCGUUAGCUCUACCGUUGACAGUGUCAAGGUCAGCAUUAAAAUCACAGCCGAGCUUCCUGGAACCACGCCCACCCCCAGCUACUGGUACUCCCCACCCACGGAGAACAGGGACCUGCCUGGUCAGACCCUGAGCGUCCCUAGCAACGGUCUACUCGCCAUCCCUGUUGACAUCCCCGCUGAUGCCAAGGAUGUUCACAUUACAUCAGACUUCCAGGGAGUGACCAAGGAACUGACCCUUGGCAAGAGCCACUCCCCUAGCAACUCGUACAUUCAACUCUCGCUCAAGUCUUCAUCCAUCAAGGCCGGAGACAGCAUUUCUUUUGAAAUCAAAGGCACCGAAGAGUUAUCUACCCUCGUUUACCAGGUUCUCUCUCGGGGCGUCAUCGUCAAGACCGGCACCAUCAACGCCAACAACCAGAAGGUUUUCCCUUUCUCCGUCGUCUCUGAGCCCAGCAUGGCGCCCUCUGCCAGAAUCGUCGUCUACUACGUCAGACCAGACGGUGAAGUUGUCCCAGACAGUAUCAGCUUUGACAUCAGCGGUGCUUUCAAUAACAAGGUUUCCAUCAACCUGGACAGGACAGACGUUGAACCAGGUGACAACGUGACCGUCAUCACCACAGCUGACCCUGACUCCAGCGUCAACCUGUUGGCCAUUGACCAGAGCGUCCUGCUGCUCAAGGGCAGAAAUGACGUCACUGACAGUGAUGUGUAUUCAGAUCUCAAGGAAUACGAUACCAUUGUAGAUUCGAGUACGUCCGGCGGUUUCCGUGGCGGUAUCGAUUGCCCAAUGUGCAGGAGAAAGAAGAGAUUUAUCUGGUGGCCUUACCCAACAUUCAUUGGCGGAAGUGACGCACAGCAGGUUUUACAGAAUGCUGGCGUUGUCAUCCUCACCGACGCCACAGUCUACCACUACCAGGAACCAAUCCCACCGAAUCCGUUGUGGGUUCCUAUACCCAAUAGCCAUUUCGCUGCGUAUGUAGGCCCUGUAUUUAGCAUUGGCGCAGCGGUCCAGCCAAUCACACCGGAUCAAAACCCUACACCAACGGUGACCCCCAUCAACACACAGUCUAGUACUACGCCCUUGAAAGAGGUGACCCGAGUCAGGAACGUUUUCUCUGAGACUUUCCUUUGGUCAAACUUGACCCUUGGAGCAAACGGCUCAGCUUCCAUCACAGCCACUGUACCAGACACCAUUACGUCAUGGGUGGUCAGCGCCUUCGCCAUCAACUCAAACUCUGGUCUAGGCGUGGCCCCAACACAAGCUCACCUGAAGGUCUUCCGACCAUUCUUUGUCAGCCUCAACCUCCCCUACUCUGUGACUCGUGGUGAGCAGCUGGCACUUCAAGCAAACGUCUUCAACUACCUGCCAGACGAUAUGCAGGUCCGCGUCACUUUGGCCAAGUCCAACAGUUUCUUCAACAUUUUUGUCGACGCUAACGGCGCCCAGGAUCUUAAACAAAUAGACGCAGUACAAGAUAUCUUUGUCAAGGCUGGUGAGGCCAAGUCAGUGUAUUUCCCCAUCGUCCCUGCUGACCUUGGUAGAAUUGACAUUGAGGUCAAGGCCCAAUCCACCAAGGCCGCUGACGCUGUGCGCAGACAACUCCUGGUUGAGGCUGAAGGAGUCCCCAAACAAUACAACGUUCCUGUCCUUAUCGACCUGACCGAAGGCAAAACAACUUUCUCAAAGACCAUUGACCUCACGCUGCCUGCAAACGUAGUCAAGGGAUCUGAACUUGCUAGAAUCUCAGCUGUUGGUGACCUGAUGGGCCCAACCAUCGCUGGACUGGACUCCCUACUUCAGAUGCCAACCGGAUGUGGAGAACAAACCAUGCUGGGUCUGGCACCGGAUGUGUACGUCACAGAUUACCUGGAGUCUGUCAAUCAACUGAAUGGAGACGUCAAGACCAAAGCCAUCGGCUUCAUGGAAAGUGGCUAUCAAAGAGAGCUGACAUACAAACACUCAGAUGGCUCGUUCAGUGCUUUUGGCAGCAGUGACAAGUCAGGAUCCAUGUGGCUGACGGCCUUCGUCGCCCGCGUGUUCCACCAAGCUAAGUCCCACAUCUUCAUCGACGACUCCGUCCUCGUCCAGGCCAUCCAGUGGAUAAUCCAUCAACAAAACGCUGACGGCAGCUUCCCCGAGCCUGGAGAAAUUAUCCACAAGAACAUGCAGGGACAAGCUGGGUCCGGGGUCGGAUUGACCUUGUUUGUGUUGAUCUCACUUUUAGAGAACCGUGAUGUUCUGGAGAAUACGAAUGCCGCAGGAGUCUUGGCUGAACAAGCCAGACAAAAAGCCCUGGCCUACGCUGAACAGGAAGUUGCCAAAAUGGAUGAUCUCUACGUUCUCGCCAUGGCGUCUUACGCUUUCCAACUGGCCGGCAGCAACAUGACCCAAGCUGUUCUAGAUAAACUGGAGGCCAAGACCACUGCUCAAGACGGCAUGAAGUACUGGCACCAGCCGGAGCCACCAAAGACCUCUACCAACACUUGGGUUAGCCCAAACCCCACCAAGGCCAUUGACAUUGAGAUGACCGCCUACGUCUUGCUGACCUACACAAAGCGCGGCAACUUGGUUGCAGGCAAGAGCAUCAUGCAGUGGAUCACCAAACAGAGAAACGCCAACGGUGGCUUCACGUCCACACAGGACACCGUGCUCGCUCUGAACGCCCUCAGCGAGUUCGCCAAGCAGACGUACAGCAACAACUUCAACGUCCACAUCACCACCCAGCUGGACCCAACAACGACCUUCACCUUUGACAUUGACAAGACCAACUCACUUCUGCUGCAGUCAAGAGAGACGACAACAGUCCCUGCCCAGGUUAAAGUUGAUGCCAGCGGUUCAGGCAUGGCCUUAGUUCAGGCUGCUGUGUUUUUCAACGUUGAGCAAGAGAUUGAGCCAACGACCUUUGACCUCACAGUGAAACUUAUUGAGGAGACCAUCAACAAUUUGUUUGUGGAAACUUGUGCCAGAUGGCUCGGCGAGGGCCCCAGCAGUGCCAUGGCCGUCCAAGAGUUUGGUAUCCCAUCAGGCUUUGAGGCUGACCUUGAAAGCAUCACCCAGCUGGACAUCCUGAAGAGAGUCGAGACGCAAAACAAGAAAGUUAUUCUCUACUUCGACAAUAUUGGCACAACUCCAGUUUGCUUAAACAUCCGAGUUGUCAGAACUGGUUUGGUGGCCAAGUCCCAGCCAGCUGCCGUCAGGGUCUACGAUUACUAUGAGCCAGGUAACCAGGUGACCGCCUUCUACCAAUCCCAACUUCUGAAGGAUUCCUCCGUCUGUGACGUCUGCACAGAGUGCGAAAACUGUGUUUAGGUCAAGAAAACUGUUCAGAUACCAAAGACGGUUUAAAGUUACAACUUUUGUAAAGAAAUCCUUCAAUCAUUAGCUGCUAUAGUUUUCUUUAUUUAAAAUCACAUGCAACCUUAGGUAAUUCCGUAUUGUCAGCUUAUUUACAUUUUUGUAAAAAUUGUAAGGUUUUUGUUUAGAUAGUUUAGAUUAUGUCGCUUGUAGUAUUUUAGUUAGUGAGCUAUUUUUAGAUUCAAGCGCAAUAACUAUAAGAAUCGCUUAUUUUAUUGGUUUUUGAAGUUGUAUAAAUUUUUGUAGUCAAAAAUAUAUUAAAAUAUAUUUUGUUCAUGAAUGUGAUAUCAAGUCCAAUAAAAUGUAUUUAAC